Molecule: messenger RNA, 447 nt
Organism: Lingula anatina
Lineage: Eukaryota; Metazoa; Brachiopoda; Lingulata; Lingulida; Lingulidae
Product: hyaluronan and proteoglycan link protein 3-like
Biological process (GO): central nervous system development; cell adhesion; positive regulation of neuroblast proliferation
Cellular component (GO): perineuronal net; synapse
Molecular function (GO): hyaluronic acid binding
Source: RefSeq, a predicted model, not a curated record
AAAUCCAAGAGCUUAAAGAUAUGAAGCAGAGUAUUGAUGACCUCAAGGCUUACACCCAAAAAGGUGUCCGAAACCUCCAGAAACAACUGCGGGCUUUGAAGACGCUGAUGGAAGAAAAUGCAAGAAGACAGCACAUUCCAGUCUUCCAUGUUCGUUCAUCUGAAGGUGGAUACAAACUAUCCUUUAAUCAAGUUCAACAGGCAUGCAUUGAACGAGGUGCCAAAAUCGCAACACCAGCCCAACUGCAAGCUGCAUGGGAAGAUGGACUGGAUGUCUGUGCAUUUGGUUGGGCAGCCGAUGGGAAAAUUUACCUCCCUAUCCGUUACCCUAGACCUGGUUGUGGGAGUAGCAGAUCCCUGACAACUGGACAUAAGGGCUGGAUUGACCAAAAUGCUAGUGGAAAGGCAGAUGUUUAUUGUUUCAAGCUGUAACUUUAUCAUGAAAAUA